AUGGGCUUUAGACGUUUUGCUGCAUUUGGACCAGUAUUAUUAGCAAAUCCAUAUUUCCUUUAUAAUAUUAGAGUUACCUUGAAAUAUACCAUACCAAAUAUCACUUAUAGUACCUCAUUAUCAACAUUUUAUCCAAAACGAGUUGAUCCCGAUGAUCCAAUUGUAACAAGAAUUAGUCAAGAUCCAAAGUUAAUGGCCUCCAUUCAAGAAUUCUCAGAAAUUUUAAAAAGUAAGGGUAUUGAUCUUGGAAAACGUCAAAUGCCUUCCAUGUUACAAAUGGCUAAACUGGCCACCGAUGGUCAAGUAAAACAAAAACUUAUCAAUUUAAAUAAAGAACUUAAAAGCGCGGGAAUUGAACUUAACACAGAAACUGUUCAAAAAUAUAUGACGUUUGUUCCUCAAGGAAUGGAAAAACCGACAUACAAAACACCACUUGACAAUAGUGAAAAUAUUUAUGAAUCUCCAAAAUCAGUUACUACAAAAAUACAAUCUUCAUCAACUACAUUAUCACCAACACCAUCGCCACCAAUACCAAUACAUCCACCUCAACCUCCUACUUCUCAACCAAAUGAACAUUCAAAGAAACUUAAACAAGAGAGUGCUAUUUCAACAAAAGAAAGCGCGCCUAAACAGAAAUACCAAGCACCUAAACAACCCGAAAAGAUUGCAAGUGAGACAACGGAAAAACUAAAAGAAGAACAAGAACCCGUUGGAUUGCUUUCGAGGAUUAAAUCAUUUUUUAAAUUUAAAAAAUAA
Messenger RNA from Entrophospora sp. SA101, 756 nucleotides. NCBI's taxonomy places the organism in Eukaryota, Fungi, Glomeromycota, Glomeromycetes, Entrophosporales, Entrophosporaceae. The record is from the annotation of a GenBank genome assembly.